AGUCUUGGAGGUGCUUGUGCACACUCUUGAGUUUAUGCCGUUGUGGAAGAGUUCUAAGGCCAGGCAGAAUAAAUAAUAAUUAGCCUUACUCAGUUAUUGUUGUUGUUCCAGCCGUCUGCGUAAAAGCUCCUCAUGUCCUGAACGUGAAAAAACAAGCACAAAACCCCAGUGACUUGCCAAGGUCAAACAGAUUCUGUGGAGAGGUGGAAAUAGAAUUACUAUCUCCUGCCUCUGUUCUUGUUCUUGGUGUAGUUAUGGGCUGUUUGCUGGGUUUUGACAGGUGACAUCAUGUUGUCUCUCCCAACUGCGGCCGUGAAAGCUGGUCAGGAGAAAUCAGACUUCCUUAGGUUUUUCAUCUGCAUAACAGAAAGGAAAUUUGGAGAGCGACCUCAACCGAAACGGCUCACAAGGGAAGCAAUGCGAAAUUACCUGAAGGAGCGAGGUGACCAAACAGUGCUAAUACUCCACGCGAAAGUUGCGCAGAAAUCAUAUGGAAAUGAAAAAAGGUUCUUUUGUCCUCCUCCAUGUGUGUAUCUCAUGGGCAGUGGAUGGAAGAAAAAAAAAGAGCAAAUGGAGCGGGAUGGUUGCACUGAGCAGGAGUCACAACCUUGCGCCUUUAUCGGGAUAGGAAACAGUGACCAAGAAAUGCAGCAGCUGAACUUGGAAGGAAAGAAUUAUUGCACUGCCAAAACAUUAUACAUAUCAGACUCAGACAAGAGAAAGCACUUCAUGUUAUCGGUAAAAAUGUUCUAUGGCAAUAGUGAUGACAUCGGUGUGUUCCUCAGUAAACGGAUCAAAGUCAUCUCCAAACCCUCUAAAAAGAAACAGUCACUGAAAAAUGCAGACUUAUGUAUUGCAUCAGGGACAAAAGUGGCACUAUUUAAUAGACUUCGAUCCCAAACAGUUAGCACCAGAUAUUUGCACGUAGAAGGUGGUAAUUUCCAUGCCAGUUCACAACAGUGGGGAGCAUUUUACAUUCACCUGUUGGAUGAUGAUGAAUCAGAAGGAGAAGAAUUCACAGUGAGAGAUGGCUACAUUCACUAUGGGCAGACUGUCAAACUUGUGUGUUCAGUUACUGGCAUGGCACUCCCAAGACUGAUAAUUCGAAAAGUAGAUAAACAAACGGCAUUAUUGGAUGCAGAUGAUCCAGUAUCACAGCUCCAUAAAUGUGCAUUUUACCUUAAAGACACUGAGAGAAUGUAUUUGUGCCUUUCCCAGGAGAGAAUAAUCCAAUUUCAAGCCACUCCAUGCCCAAAAGAACCAAAUAAAGAAAUGAUUAAUGAUGGAGCUUCUUGGACAAUCAUUAGCACAGACAAAGCAGAAUACACAUUUUAUGAGGGGAUGGGUCCAGUCCAUGCUCCAGUGACACCUGUGCCUGUUGUGGAAAGUCUUCAAUUGAAUGGUGGUGGGGAUGUAGCAAUGUUGGAACUUACAGGACAGAACUUCACUCCAAAUUUACGUGUCUGGUUUGGGGAUGUGGAAGCUGAAACCAUGUACAGAUGUGCAGAGAGCAUGCUGUGUGUUGUUCCAGACAUUUCUGCGUUUCGAGAGGGUUGGAGGUGGGUCCGACAGCCAGUCCAGGUUCCAGUAACUUUGGUCCGUAAUGAUGGCAUAAUUUACUCCACCAGCCUUACCUUUACAUACACACCGGAACCAGGGCCACGGCCACACUGCAGUGCUGCUGGAGCAAUCCUCAGAGCCAACUCAAGCCUCAUGGCCUCCAGUGAAACAAACACAAACAGUGAGGGAAGUUACACAAGCGUCAGCACAAACCCCACCAAUGUCACAUCGUCUACGGCAACUGUAGUUUCCUAA
This is a messenger RNA of Passer montanus (Eurasian tree sparrow), 1815 nucleotides long. RefSeq names its product recombination signal binding protein for immunoglobulin kappa J region (gene RBPJ). The coding region runs from base 289 to 1815 and encodes 508 amino acids. The record is from RefSeq and is a predicted model, not a curated record. Gene Ontology annotation, biological process: Notch signaling pathway; regulation of transcription by RNA polymerase II. Gene Ontology annotation, molecular function: DNA-binding transcription activator activity, RNA polymerase II-specific; RNA polymerase II cis-regulatory region sequence-specific DNA binding. Gene Ontology annotation, cellular component: MAML1-RBP-Jkappa- ICN1 complex; nucleus. The transcript is spliced from 11 exons. Lineage: Eukaryota; Metazoa; Chordata; Aves; Passeriformes; Passeridae.